Messenger RNA from Fragaria vesca subsp. vesca, 865 nucleotides. RefSeq lists its product as uncharacterized. The record is from RefSeq and is a predicted model, not a curated record. Lineage: Eukaryota; Viridiplantae; Streptophyta; Magnoliopsida; Rosales; Rosaceae. Bases 59 to 397 code for a protein of 112 amino acids. The transcript is spliced from 3 exons.
AAGAGGGAAAAGAAGAAGAACGCAGUCUCUCAACUGCUAGCCCACGAUCUCCAUAUAGAUGGAAACUGCCACAUCAACGUCGGGUACAAAUGGAACAGACGAAGCAAAAGAAAGAGAAAGAAAGGAAGAAGAGCAGAGCAAAAUCAAAUUCAAAAGGAAGAGUAAAUUGAAAUCGUAUCGGCAAGGGUGGGAGCAAUCGUUUUUACGCCGCUCGGCGAUUUCGGUGGCGAUUCUGAAAGCUACUCAUACGGGUGGAACAAAAGCAUAUCGAUGCGGACAUGUUCAUUCGCGCGUUAAGACCGCAGAUAAUGGGGAUGUAUUACAAGUCUCUUUUGAUAAGUUUGGUUGGACAAGCAGAGAAAAAUCAAACAAUGAUGGUAAAUAUUAUUAUCAAUAAGGUGAUGGAAAGGUGAAGAUUGGGGAUAUUAGUGUCAGCCACUUUUUUGAGGUAAUGGAACUGCCAAGAUCUCAUACCACUUUAAUAUAUAGAAUCUUUUUUGUUCUAUUGUGAUUGUUGUUAUUUUUGUACUUCUUCUUUUUUCCUUAAAGCUUGCUGAUGAAAACUCUUUUAUUAUUCUGUUGAACUUUGAUGUUAAAUGGUGUUGAAGAAAUUUGGUGACCAUGUAAAUUAUCUUUUGGAUUGCAGGCCCCUUUGAUAGUUUCUUAAGGCUUCUAAGGGUAGGGUUCUUUGGGUUCUAGAAAUUAUAGUUGCUGGUUUGGGGUUCAUGACAUACUUCUGUACAAUGGUUAUAUAAUUACUCUUUUUAGACCCAUCUCUUUUUGUGAAUAUGUUACCUAUACGACUAUAGCUGGUUGUGCAUGUUAUGAUUCUUCUUUUGAACAUAUUUACUUCUGGUUAGUGUAG